AUGGACGACGGUACGCAAAAGAUUCAAAUAUCAAAAAUAUCGUUGAACGAGAGUGGGGGCUUUGUACAGGAAGAAAUCACACCGGAUAUCCCAAUGGCGAAUGGCGGAGUGAAUUACAAAGAUGGAAUUCUGUUCUGCAGCCAGGGAACGCAUGACCGACUUUCAAGCUUGAUUUUGAUGGAGCUCAAUGCCCCUUACAAGUGUGUUACAAUUGUGGACAGCUUCUAUGGACGUCAGUUUAAUUCCAUCAACGAUGUUGUUGUCCACAGCGAUGGUUCAAUCUGGUUUACGGACCCAAUUUAUGGCUAUGAGCAGCAGUUUCGACCAGCACCCCAACUUCCAAACCAGGUGUAUCGAUAUGAACCAGAAACUCAGUCAAUCCGAGUCAUGGCUGAUGGAUUUGGAAGACCAAAUGGAAUUUCUUUCUCUCCAGAUGAGCGAAUCGUCUACAUCACGGACACAGAUCAUGCACAUGGCGAUGGGACUAUAGAUCUUAGCCGUGCAUCCACCAUCUACGCCUUUGACGUUAUCUUCUAUGACAAACAACCAUUCCUCACGAAUCGUCGGGUUUUUGCGAUGGCGGAUACUGGUAUUCCUGACGGUAUCAAGUGCGACAUUCGAGGAAAUGUAUAUAGUGGGUGCGGCGAUGGUAUCAAUGUUUGGUCUCCGGGAGGUCUGCUCCUUGGGAAAGUUAUCAUACCAGGCGGCGUUAGCAAUUUUUGUUUCGAGAAGCCGGGCCAGAUUUUGGCCAUGAAUGAGGAACAGUUGUGGCGGGUGAAUCUUGCUGCUACUUGUCGUGGAUCACUUCUCAAGCUUUAA
This is a messenger RNA of Penicillium riverlandense, 819 nucleotides long. RefSeq names its product SMP-30/gluconolactonase/LRE family protein. The record is from RefSeq and is a predicted model, not a curated record. The transcript has 2 exons. Lineage: Eukaryota; Fungi; Ascomycota; Eurotiomycetes; Eurotiales; Aspergillaceae. The coding region runs from base 1 to 819 and encodes 272 amino acids.